Sebastes umbrosus (honeycomb rockfish) is the source of this 4438-nucleotide messenger RNA. It is a transcript of the gene phkb, whose product is annotated as phosphorylase kinase, beta. Bases 130 to 3423 code for a protein of 1097 amino acids. Lineage: Eukaryota; Metazoa; Chordata; Actinopteri; Perciformes; Sebastidae. Gene Ontology annotation, molecular function: calmodulin binding. The record is from RefSeq and is a predicted model, not a curated record. Gene Ontology annotation, biological process: glycogen metabolic process. The transcript is spliced from 33 exons. Gene Ontology annotation, cellular component: phosphorylase kinase complex.
CACAUAGUGUCAACAUGGCGAGCCUGGCUGAUGUCGGCUGGAAACUCCUGGAAUUUAAAGCCAAAUCAAAAAGAUCAGAUUUGUGAUUUAGCUGAGAGAGACGAUCGGCCUUAAUUACACCUUUUGAGAAUGGCCGCUUCAGUGGCUGCGAAAGCCCGGCCUCAUCGGAAAAUUCAAAGACUUGAAAACAUGACAGAGCCUGAAGUGACACCACAUAAAUGUUCCAUCUAUGAACCUCUCAAGCUGUCCAUUCUCCAGCGUGAUGAUGAGCCCUUGUGGGAGAAGCUGGACCGCUACUACAACGCCGUCAAGACAACCAUUCUGAACUACCAGAGUCCCACCACCGGCCUUUUCCCAGUCAAAACAUGCCCCACCUGCAAGGAAGCCAAGGUCCGGGACUCCCUGUUCUGUGCUGCCAGUGCCUGGGCCCUGGCUCUGGCCUACCGACGCAUCGAUGACGAUAUGGGACGAACCCACGAGUUGGAGCAUUCUGCCAUCAAGUGCAUGAGAGGGAUCCUCUACUGCUACAUGAGGCAGGCUGAUAAGGUGGAGCAGUUUAAACAGGAUCCCAGCCCCUCCAAGUGUCUGCACUCAGUGUUCCACAUAGACACCGGCGACGAGGUGCACUCCUACAGCGACUACCACCAUCUGCAGAUCGAUGCCGUCUCUCUGUUUCUGCUGUACCUGGUGGAGAUGAUCUGCUCUGGUCUGCAGAUCAUUUACAACACCGACGAGGUUUCCUUCAUCCAGAACCUGGUGUACUGUGUGGAAAGAGCCUACAGGGUGCCUGACUACGGCAUGUGGGAGAGAGGCAGCAAAUACAACAACGGCAGCACUGAGCUGCAUUCCAGCUCCGUGGGCCUGGCUAAAGCUGCUCUGGAGGCCAUCAAUGGAUUCAACCUGUUUGGAAACCAGGGCUGUUCGUGGUCGGUGAUAUUUGUGGAUCUGGACGCCCACAACAGGAACAGGCAAACCCUGUGCUCCCUACUGCCCCGAGAGUCUCGCUCACAUAACACAGAUGCAGCUUUGCUUCCAACCAUCAGCUAUCCUGCCUUUGCAGUAGAUGACGACGCCCUCUACAGUCAGACGCUGGACAAGAUUGUCCGCAAGCUGCGUGGCAAAUACGGCUUCAAGCGUUUCCUCCGCGACGGCUACCGCACCGCUAACGAAGACAAGGACCGCCGCUUCUACAAGCCUGCUGAAAUGAAGCUUUUUGAUGGGAUCGAGUGCGAGUUUCCCAUAUUUUUCAUCUACAUGAUGAUUGACGGGGUGUUCAGAGGAAAUAAAGCUCAGGUCAAAGAAUACCAGGACCUCCUUGAACCCAUCAUCUUCCGGUCUAAUGAGGGCCAUGCUGUGAUCCCCAAAUACUACUACGUACCGGCUGACUUUGUGGAGGCGGAGCAGAACAAGCACGGAAGCCAGAAGCGUUUCCCUAGCAACUCCGGCCGUGAUGGGAUGUUCUUCCUGUGUGGUCAGGCCCUUUUCAACAUCGCCAAGCUUCUGGUGGAUGAGCUGAUCAGCCCUAAAGAUAUUGAUCCCAUCCACCGCUACGUCCCCCGCCAGGACCAGCGCAACGUCAGCAUGCGAUACUCCAACCAGGGUCCCAUAGAGAAUGAUGUUGUGAUUCACGUGGCCCUGAUAGCAGAGAGCCAGAGACUCCAGGUGUUUUUGAACACCUAUGGCAUUCAGACCCAGACCCCCCAGCAGGUGGAGCCCAUCCAGAUCUGGCCUCAGAAGGAACUGGUCAAGGCUUACCGUUUCCUCGCUGUCAAUAAGAAGCUGGGGUUGAGUGGGCGUCCAGAGAGACCAGUGGGCUGCAUCGGGACCUGCAAGAUUUAUCGUAUCCUGGGCAAGACGGUGGUGUGCUACCCAAUAGUGUUUGAUCUAAGUGACUUUUACUUGUCCCAAGAUGUUAUGCUGCUGAUUGAUGACAUCAAGAACGCCCUGCAGUUCAUCAAACAGUGCUGGAAGAUGCAGGGACGUCCUCUCUUCCUGGUUCUCAUCCGCGAGGAUAACAUCAAGGGGAGCCGCUUCAACCCAGUCCUGGACAUGCUGGCCUCGUUCAAGAAAGGCAGCAUCGGAGGGGUCAAAGUUCACGUCGACAGACUUCAGACCCUGAUAUCUGGAGCAGUGGUGGAGCAGCUGGACUUCCUGCGUGUCAACGAGGCAGAGAUCCCCGAGUUUAAGAGCUUUGAGGAACUGGAGCUGCCGAAGCACUCCAAGGUGAAGAGACAGACGAGCACACCCAACCUCUCAGACCUGGAGCAGCAGCCAGAGAUCAAUGUGGAGGAAUGGCUGCAGAAGCCCACCAAUGAGAUCAUCAAGAAGUUCCACGACUGCGACUGCUUGGCCAGUCAGGCUCAGCUUGCAUGCGUCCUUGUUAGGAGAGAAGGACCAGACUUCCUUGCCAAAGAUGAGAACCUGAUGGAUGAACUGGAGAGAAUCUACAGAAGAGCUGGCAGCAGAAAGCUUUGGUCUGUUGUCCGUCUUGCUGCCAGUCUCAUAACUAAGAUAGUGGACAGCCUUGCUCCCAGUAUUACUAGUGUGUUAGUGCAUGGCAAGCAGGUGACCCUCGGCCUGUUCGGGCAAGAGGAGGAGGUGAUCUCCAACCCACUGUCGCCAGGGGUGAUCCAGGGCAUCAUCUACAGCAAGUGCUCCCCUCAAGGUGGGGAGCGGGAGGCCGUUCUGCAGCAGGAGCUGGUCAUCCACAUCGGAUGGAUUAUCUCCAACGACCCCGAGCUGUUCAGCGGCAUGCUCAAGAUCAGAGUCGGAUGGAUCGUCCAGGCCAUGAAACACGAGCUGAAGAUCGUGGCGGGAGACAUGCCACCCCAGGACAUCUACCAGCUCUCCCCCAGCGACAUCAAGCAGCUCCUACUGGACGUCCUGCAGCCACAACACACCGGCAGGUCCUGGCUGAACAGGCGUCAGAUCGACGGCUCUCUGAACAGGUCCCCUCUGGGCUUCUAUGAUCGUGUGUGGCAGAUCCUGGAGAGGACCCCCAACGGUUUUACGGUGUCUGGGACUCACCUGCCACAGCAACCGACGCUGUCUGACAUGACCAUGUAUGAGAUGAACUUCUCCCUGCUGGUGGAGGACAUGCUGAAGGACAUCGUCCUGCCUGAGUACAGACAGAUCAUAGUGGAGCUGCUGAUGGUGGUGUCCAUAGUGCUGGAGAGAAACCCGGAGCUGGAGUUCGACGCCACGGUGGAUCUGGACGGUCUGGUGAAGGAAGCCUUUAAGGAUUUCCAGAAGGAUUGCGGCCGCCUUCAGGGCGUAGAGAAACAGGACGACAUGGAGGCGUUCUACAACACACCUCCGGUGGGAAAGAGAGGCACCUCCAGCUACCUGACCAAGGCUGUUAUGAUCCUGCUGCUGCAAGGGGAUUUCAAGCCCUGCAAGGACGACCCGUGCUCUGUUAGCUAGAUUUACAACGUGUUGACCCCUAAAGCCCAGCCUGCUGCAGUGUAGUCGUGAAAUGGUCCGGCCAGGGCUACUGAGUAUCCAUCACAUGUAUUCAGAAGAUAACCUCUAACCUCUCCAAUCCUCCCUUGGCUCCCAGGACUCGGCUUCUCGGCUUCUGCAAGCUAUAUUUUCUUCCUGCACUUUGGCCUCAACAGUAGUAGAAGCUGUACCCAGGAGCCUCAAUUGGCGUAGAUUAGCAUGGCUGCAGUUUGCUCCGGGGGUUAAUGUAAAAACAAAAAUGUUGAUAAUUUGAGGAAUACUCAUUUUAUCGCCAGGGCCUUGUUUCUUUUAUCUCUACACAUUUUUGUUCUGUAUCGACACUGUGCUGUGUAAGAUUUUACUUUGAAUUGCUUUAGUUAUUUAUUACCAUCGGUAAAUAGUUAUGCCAAAUGCCACAUAACUAGGUAAUGUUGCUGGCUAGCUCUUCUCUUAUCCUUUACCUGGAUGCCGCAGAUUAGCAUGUCUGCACUUUGUUCCAAGUCUUACUACACUGUACUGCACAUCCACCAGGUGUGCUUAACUCAUUAGCACUUAGAACCAUGCUUAACCUCCACACAUCUUUUUGUUGCCAGAGUUCAGUCUCCCAGCUGUGUUGUGUAUUCAAAUUAAGAUUUUAAUAGUGUUAUUAAUUACCAGAGGUGGCUAGCUAUGUCAAAAUGGCACCGGUUAUCUUGCCCUUUCUCCAAUAAUAAGUAUCCUAAAGCCAUCAAAAUAGUAAAAUGUAAUUGAAGGAAAACUCACACAGGUGAUAAUAGUUUUGGGUUAUCUUAGCUUAGCUUAGCUUAGCAUAAAAAGUGAAAAUGGGGAAAGAGCUAGCCUGGCUCUGUCCAAAAGUUAAAAGGUAUGCUAAGCCAAGCUAGCAGGCUGCUGGCUGUAGCUUCAUAUUAAGCAUACAGACAUUAAGCGUGGUAUCAAUCUUCUCAUCUAAUUCUCUAUAAUAAAGCAAAUCAGCGUAACUAUUUCUUAACUUUUUGCU